Molecule: messenger RNA, 1351 nt
Organism: Dioscorea cayenensis subsp. rotundata (Guinea yam)
Lineage: Eukaryota; Viridiplantae; Streptophyta; Magnoliopsida; Dioscoreales; Dioscoreaceae
Exons: 4
Coding region: 278-1111 (277 amino acids)
Source: RefSeq, a predicted model, not a curated record
AUACUAGACAAAACAAUGUCUAAAUCCAAAUUUUGUCAGAUUGCUUGAGAAGUGUUGUAGUGUUGUGGUGAAAAAUCCAACUUGGCGACGUUGGAGAGCCGGUUUGAUUUCAUCUUUUGUUCUUAUUCUUCUCCUUUGAUGCUAAAUUUAUAGUAUUUCUCUUGCCCUUUGGGAUUUGGAAAUCUUGAGAAGAGAAAGGAGCUGCCUUUCAGUCAUUUUUGCAGGUGUUUUGCUUCUGGUGGGAAGCUUUAGUGGAUUUAAAUGGCGCAAAAAGCACAUGUUCCUAAGUUCGGGAACUGGGAAAUUGAUGACAAUGUUCCAUAUACACAGUAUUUUGAUAAUGCAAGAAUGGGUAAUAAUUACGGCAGGGAAGUUCAAUCCAAAUGAUCCUUUUGAUAACCCAAACACAUUUAAAGAAUCUUCACCGGUUCAUGUACGAGACACAAGAACCAAACCGAAAUAUGAGGAUCGAAGGACAAAGAGCAGGACACCGCCGUCACAAGGCAUGAAAUACAAAUCUGAAUUGGAAGAUCAAAAUAAUAAGAAUUGGCAAUAUGAAAACAAAGGAAAUAAUAAAAUUCAUCUCCGGCCGACUUCCCAUUAUGAUUCCAGGCCUCAAAAACCUGCUUCAAGUCCACCUCGACAUCGGUAUGGUGACAAAAAAUCUGAUGAUCAGCUGCAGAAGCCGAGUAGAACUCACGAUGGAUAUGAUUUUGACCCAGCUCCCUUCCAACUCCAGCAUCAGACAAAGUCUGCUACUAACAAAGGUCAUGGAAUCUCUCCAUCUUCCUGGGAAAGAAGAGGCUCAGGAGAGGCCAGUUAUGGGUUUGCUCCAAGCACUUCCAGCAUUUCCAAAAUGCGUCCUGUUAGUAGAGGCGAUGAAACGAAUGGUAAAACUUCUGUUGUGCCGAAGUUCGGUGAAUGGGAUGAGUGUGAUCCGUCAUCGGCUGAUGGAUACUCACACAUUUUCAGCAGAAUGAAGGAGGAGAAGCAAACUAGUUCAGAACAAGUUCGUGUCAUUUCCCAUGAUCCAAUGCCGACCGAUCAAUUGAAGAAAGAUAGGAGCCCCAAAUCCACAAGAUGUGGAUGUUUCGGCAUGCGGAUUAAAUGAGGCAAUUUUCGAUGCACCUGUAAAUACAUUGUCGGAGGAAUAUCACAAUAUAAAUGGUGCUUCAUGAAUCAUGGAAGAAAAAGCAUUCCUUUUAUUUUAUUUACUCAUUAUAAAACAAGAGUGAUUAUUUUCAAUUUGUAUACGUGUAUCACUCUUGUUAAAUUAUUGGUUACUGUUAGAGAUUUGUAAGAGCAGAGCAGAUAUAUUCAGACCACUUGUUCUUUGCUUUUUAGCAUUCAA